Rhodotorula toruloides NP11 is the source of this 1266-nucleotide messenger RNA. RefSeq names its product amidohydrolase family protein. Lineage: Eukaryota; Fungi; Basidiomycota; Microbotryomycetes; Sporidiobolales; Sporidiobolaceae. The record is from RefSeq and is a predicted model, not a curated record. The transcript has 6 exons. Gene Ontology annotation, molecular function: hydrolase activity. Bases 1 to 1266 code for a protein of 421 amino acids.
AUGAGCACUCCUUCUGUCCCUGCUAUGCGCCCAGGCAAGCGCGCCCCGCCAAAGCUCGACUUGCGCGCCUUCCAAGCCCCACCGUCAUCCGCGACUCGCAGAACAUACCCAACAGGCCUCAUCGACGCUCACGUCCACCUCUGGACGGCUGAGCAACUCGAGAAGGGCCACAUGACUUGGCCGAGGGCGGACGGCGGAGAGAAGCAGCUGGGCGGACCGCACGAACUCGGUGACUACGCGAGUCUCGUCUUGCGAGGAAUCAAGACAGUCGCUGGCGGCAAAACGGCGCACAAGGGAAUCAUCUUCAUUCAGGCAGAGGUCGAGCACGAGAACGGCUGGGAGGCUUCGCUUGACGAGGUUGAAAGUGUUUGCGCUGCUGCCCUGGAGAGCCCGGUUCCGGUGCUAGCUCUCGUACCUUGGGCACCCGUCCACCUCGACCGCGCGCGACUCGAAGAGUACUUCUCGCAGCUCACGACGCAGCCCUCGCUCGCAACUCUGACCGCCCGCCUCGGCUAUUCGCCCAUCCAAGCUGUGCGCUACCUCCUCCAAGACUCGCCUCCCGGUUUCUUCCUUCGCGACGAUUUCAUCGACGGUCUACGAUGGCUCGGCGAGCAAGGGCUUGCGUUCGAUUUGACGCUGGACGUCACGCACGAGGAGACGGGCAAGACGAAGGUCUUGGAGGAUGCGGUAGACGCGAUCGAGCGAGUACGGGCGGGUCAAGCGGAGGACAAGCAGACUGUCUUCGUGGUUGACCACUUCGCAAAGCCGCCUCUCACCGCCGACCACACCGUCCCUCCACCGCCCACCCACGCCUCCUAUGUCGAUUGCCUCUUCCAGCUCUCGCUCCUUCCUCACACGUACCUCAAACUCUCCGCACUUCUAAACUCCGCCGACCCGCCCACCGCGCAAGCCGCCUUUGCGGAGUUCAGGAGCGGCGAUUACAAGAAGCGCAAGCGCGAGAGUGCGUACGAGCGGCUGAAGGCGAGGAUCCUUGCGGUACUCGAGCCGGCGAUCGAGGCUUUUGGAGACGAGCGGAUUCUAGUUGGUGCAGACUGGCCCAUGUUCCGCCCUGUCCUCCUCCCGCCAACCUCGACCUCUCCUUCGCCCGCACACUGCCCAGUGACCAACGUGGACGAGGAAGCUGCAGCCUGGGCUUUCGAGCUGCAGCUCUACCUCGACUGCUUCUUGCAGCUCGGGCUGGACGGCGAGGCGCUCGACCGGAUCUUUGAGGGCAAUGCGAGGAAGGCGUACGGAAUUGCACCUUAG